AGACGUCCGUGGUGCUGCCGUCCGCCACGUCAGACCUGGACAGGAUCCAGGAGCCGGUGAAGGUCGUGCUCUCCAGCACCUGUCAUCACGCGUACAACGCUUGCAAAAACAACGCGGAGUGCAAGGCGUUGCUGGAGCCGGUGCUGGACCACUGCGACUCGGCGAGCUGCGCGAAGAACGAGUGCAUGGAAGCGUUGCAGCAUUUCUACAAAUUCGCCAACCACAAGCAUUCCGUGGAGAUCGCGUUCUGUUUGUGCAAGAAAACGGACGACAAGAAGGACGAGUGCAUAGUGGCGCAGGAGAAGAUGCACCCUGCGUGCGCUCAGCGCGUAGAGGGCGCUGAGAAGCCGACCUGUCACAGUUUGGCAGUAGCCUGCAAGGAGCACGAGGCUUGCAAAGCGAAAUUGGAGUACUACGAGCAGAAUUGCGCGAUGGACAGCGUGACGAAGAAAUGCGCCGGGCCAACCUCGGAGUGCAGGAAGGCGAUGCUGGGAAUCCUUGGGACGGAACUGCGGUCCAACUGCGCGUGCAAGGGCACAGAACUCACGCAACUUUACGACUGUCUGGGCUGGCAGAGACUCCUCUGGGUGAAUCCUUGCGUGGUGGAAUCUCAGAAAGAUUAUCACAUCAAAAGGAAACACCAUCAUUACCCGAGGACCACGACGACGACGACCGUCUCGACGACCACGAAGACACCGGUCAGCACGAUGACGGUGACCGUGGUCGAACAAGUGGAAGAUAAUCAAAUACCGGAAGUGACGAGGUGGACAACCACGGAACCCACGGAAACUUGGGAAAUCACGACCACCAGCAGCACCACCAUAAGCACCACGCCUAGCACCACCACCACUACCACGAUGCCCCCGCGCUUCUGUGUGGUUCAAAGGUCGAGGCAAAGUCACCAAUACAUAAGGGAGGGCGAAGGCAAGAGGCUGUAUCGCGAGGACGAGCCGGAGUGCUCGGAGCUGUGCCAGUGCGGCGAGGGCGUAGUUUUGAUCUGCAACACGAUCUGCGUGGACUCGACGCCGUGCAAGACGGAAUUUGCCUACUACAAUCACGAAUCACCGUCGUAUCAGGCGUAUCGCGGGCCCUGCCUUUGCUACAGCAGUGAUUUCAUAUGCAUGCGGCCUUCGCCCGAUACCUACUCUAUACCGCACGGAGUUUUCAUGUUCCUGGGCUACAGCGAAAAGGACGAGAGCUUAUUGCGACGGCACAAUAACCUCACGGUCCUGGACGCGGUGUCGUCCCUCGAUAGUUUCAUGAGGGAAGAAGUUAACAAUCAGACAGUGUGCACGCUGUUCCUGUACAACGCGACCCGAGAGAACGUGAUUGCAGUGGCGCGUCUCGGGACUGACAAUCCACCUUUAAAUAGCAGCCAAGCUCAAAGUCUGCAGCACCUCCUGCGCGUCAAGGAGGAGUGCGCCUCGAUGCUGCAGGAUCUCAGCGACAAGAUCAACAACAAGCAUCACGAUGUCCACACGCAUCCGCUGCUGUCGAUCUUCAAGAUAGCCGAGGUCGAGGUCAAGUUGCCGUACAGCAACGAGGUCGGGGGUCUGUCGAGGUCGUCGAGUUUGCUGCUGGUCACUAUCCUCCUGCUGCUCAGCCUGUUUCGAUCGACGUCGACGUGCCUGGUCGCCUCGUGACACCAACGACCGACAGCCGUAUCCUAUCGAGACCACUGAAAUUUCUCGAACGCCUAGAAAAAGCUGCACGAGCGUCUCCGAAGAGCGAAAACCGGCGAGGACCGCUCGCGACGGCCCACGUGGCCGUUGGAUCAUCAACGAACGUCGAAGUCGCAAUUUAUCGAACGGGGCUCUAAUCUUCGUGCCUCGUGGAUCAAACGAGUAGAGAAUUUUGCUUCGUUGCCGCGAUCGAGGAUCGUUCUCGCUUUAGCCGACCUCCUAAUCCCGUUCCUCCUUUCCGGCUCCCGGCGAAUCCUUAAUUCCAUUCUCCGUUCGUUUGAAACCGCGAAUCUCGCCAGCCACCCUCUGUCAACCCUGUCCCACCCCCGUGAUCACCGUGUUCACCGUUCCGAGUAGUUUAACCUAGUCCUUAACGACGACAGGCAGAGAGAGCGAGAGAGAGAGAGAGAGAGAGAGAGCUUCCGUCACGACGUCGUUUCUCGCAACUAGGGGUUCGAUUUCUCGCGAGAUGCACGCGGCGCAGGGCCAGGAUUUUUAUUGCUCCACACGGUACGGUAUCGCGCGACAGCAACGAAAUAGCCCUCUCGUACGGCUACGUGGCCAAUAAUAAGAGGGAUCCCAUAUGCAGAGAAUGGGCGUGGAUCCAAACACGUGGCUCUCCUACCCUCUCGCUGCUGGAUCAGCGACGAUAUUGCAAGCCAGACCCCGAAACGAUCUCGGUGAUUAGAAUCGCGCGCGACACACGCCCUCUGCUACUCGCUAGCUACUAGCUGCUAGCUGCAGCUCUCCAACUGGCCUCGCGAGGGUCGCCUCUGAUACCGUGGCCCAGUUCGACAGGGAAAAGCAUCGGGGGGGGUAGUUUUCCUAGAGACCUCUUCGAGUUUUGACACCGGGUCACGGUUCGAUCACGGCUUUUCCUUUUUCCCUUUCCCCCUUCCCCCCUCCGCCCUGCUUUCCGCUCUUUUUCCAUUAAAUCUGGCCCUGCAUGGCGGUACACCGCGAACUUUUUCGGCUCGGAAUCGACGUCGCGCUGGAAAUUAAACGAAUUCUUUCAACCGUUCCACCGCGAGGGGAUAUUCGGUUCGCUUUUUUCCCGUUUCGUUGGCGCGAUGAAAAAUCGGCUCCUCGAUCGCGCGCAGCGGCAGCGAGUGUAUAAAGGAAGCACCGUAGAGUCUGUAAAUGACAAGCGCUAAUUUACCGUGUAAUUAUAAUAAGCUAGCAGAAAACGCGAACGCUCCUCCUGUAUCGGACCAUUAGGUGUUUAUUAACGUUGUUCAGAGCUAAAUCUAACGGGCGUUUUGAGGCAUAUCGCAAGAGGCUCGAGUGUGUAGAUAACUUGUAGAUUGUUAAAUAGAAUUGUAACAAAACGAUGUAAUAGAAGCGAAGGUAAGAAGAGAGGAAACGGCUGUUUCUCGCGCUGUUCGUUGUGAAUUCCGAUUUCGACGAAGAAUGGGGAAAAAUGUAGUAGAAGAAAAGG
Messenger RNA from Eufriesea mexicana, 3120 nucleotides. It is a transcript of the gene Gfrl, whose product is annotated as Glial cell line-derived neurotrophic family receptor-like. Gene Ontology annotation, cellular component: signaling receptor complex; external side of plasma membrane. Lineage: Eukaryota; Metazoa; Arthropoda; Insecta; Hymenoptera; Apidae. The record is from RefSeq and is a predicted model, not a curated record. The annotation marks the transcript as partial. Gene Ontology annotation, molecular function: signaling receptor activity. The transcript is spliced from 10 exons. Gene Ontology annotation, biological process: nervous system development.